Messenger RNA from Rotaria socialis, 432 nucleotides. The record is from the annotation of a GenBank genome assembly. NCBI's taxonomy places the organism in Eukaryota, Metazoa, Rotifera, Eurotatoria, Philodinida, Philodinidae.
AUGAAUUCAUUAUCAAAAUCUGAUGAAGAAAAUCGUGAAUUCUAUUCCCCAUGGUCCCGUUUUCAUCCAUUAAUCUUUAUUCCGGGUUGGAUUGCCGUUUUUGUUUCCUGGGUCGCCUUGUUCAAAGCUCUCAUGUAUUUCAUUAAUACAACAAAUGGUUCAGCACAAGUGUGGGGAUAUGUUAUGCUGGUCAUGGUAAUAAUUGGAAUGUUAUCGUUAAUUUUACCUUUGGUCAAGUACUUGCUAGACAUGAAGAUGAUCUACUUCAAUAGCAACAAAUCUUCGAAUUCAACAGAUGAACAAUCUGAAAAAUUAUCUCUUUUAUUUCUUAUUAAAUCUUAUCUUCAAAAAUGUAAUCAUUUCUAUUUUUUCAAAGUUAAAAAUGAAUACAAACAAAAUGGAAAUAUUAUUUCUGUGGAUAAUGUUGUGUAA